AUGGCUUUCAGUAAAGAUGGGCUCAAGGUGUUGGAAUCCAUUGCCGACACAGUUUUUGGAGAACUGUCGGCAUCAGAUACUGCUGAACUGGUGAAUUUAUACGCUAGAUCUAGUAGAGGAACUCCAAAAGCCUCUGUCAGAAGUUUGGAGGAUAUGGUUGCUUUUUCAAAGCUCAAGGCUUCGGAUUUCGAUGUAGUCCAGGAUCUUGUAAAGAAAUUGCAAAUGUUCUUGCCGAAGACUACUUUGAUGGGCAUGAGCUUCAUAUUGUCAAUGCUAUCCACCUCUGCGGGCAAUUACAUGUUGACUGGAUAUGCUCAACCAUUUCAAACAAUGAGCCUGGAAGACCGCACUGGAGCUCUGCGCUACCUUGGUAAAAUUGGUCGAAAAGGGACCUUCAUUCCUGUCAUCGACAGCACUUUAGCGGCACUGUUUAUGGGAUUUACUGCUGGUAUUAGUCUGUCUGUCUACUCUGUAUUGAACGAGAAGCGAGAGAACCCAGUCUGGAAGGCCAUUGGGUUUCCUGGUGCUGAUCCAGUAAUCUUUGAGCGUUUGGCUGGCAGAUCGGCAUACCCUACUCAAUAUCCCUUCAAAUUCUUGGAUGUUCAAGGACACAACAAUAGCACUGUCGUACUUCAUUAUGAUGCCGUAGUGAUUGGAAGUGGCGCUGGUGGUGGAAUUGUCGCUGCGGAACUCUCAACACAAGGCUUGAAAGUACUCGUUCUUGAAAAGGGUAUUCUCUUUAAGCCGGAAGACAUCACGACAAUGGAAGCAGAUGCAUUGCCGAAUCUAUAUGAGAAUGGAGGUGUGGUUUCUACAGAGGACGGGAAUGUUGGAAUUCUGGCUGGCAGCAGUUUUGGUGGAGGAACUACCAUCAACUGGAGUGGAAGCUUAAAGCUACCACAAUGGGCUCGUCAAGAAUGGGCUGACGAACAUGGUCUCCCAUUCUUUGCCAGUGCCGAAUACGAAAAGAAUUCUGUAUUAGUAUUAGAAAGAGCUGGAGUGUCCACAAAACACAUCAAACAUAAUGGAUCAAACCAGAUCUUGAUUGAUGGAUGCAACAAACUGGGACUCCCAGUUCACGACAUUCCACAAAAUACUGGUGGUCACACGCAUUCUUGCGGGUUCUGCCAUUACGGUUGUCCCGCUCAAGAAAAGCAGGGCGCUGUUGCUACAUGGUUGAAAGAUGCUGCCAAUGCUGGUUGCCACUUCUUAUUGCGUGCUAAUGUGCGCCAUGUAAUUCAUCAAAACGGCAAAGCUGUUGGUGUUGAUGCCCUUGUAACCACUAAAACUGGGACUGCAAGAGUUGUUAUUAAGGCUCUAACCGUAGUCGUGUCGGCCGGAUCGCUUAAUACGCCUGCCAUCCUGAAGCGCUCGGGUCUUAAGAACAAGCACAUUGGAAAGCACUUGAGAUUACACCCAGCUAUCGGCGUAGCUGCUGUCUUCCCCGACAGAGAAGUCAGGGGCUUCGAUGGAUCCAUUAUGACUGCAUGCUGUGACGCUGAAGAAAAUCAAGAUGGAAAAGGCUACGGAGUGCGAAUCGAAGUGCCUGUCCAUUUCCCUUCCAUUCUCUCUACGUUGAGCGUGUGGAGAAGUCCUUUGGACCACAAGUCAUUCAUGAUGUUCAUGGACAAGAUCUCAAUGAUCGUGCUGCACUGUCGAGAGCGAUACUCUGAAGGUGAAGUCAACAUUGACAGCGAAGGAAACCCGUUGUUCAAAUAUACAUUGGAUCCACAUGACGCCAAACAUUUGACCGCUGGUCUAGUCGCCUCAGUCAAGAUUCUCGCUGCUGCUGGAGGACAACAGAUCACCACAUCGCAAUUACGCGUAGAUCAAUACAAGAAGGAUUUCGAUGAUUCAAGAGAUACUCUGGAAACUCCUGAAUUCCAGAGGUAUGUGAACGGUGUCGCUACGGAAGGAAUCAAUAUGGGAUGGACACGAAUCUCUUCUGCCCAUCAAAUGGGAUCAUGUAGAUUGAGCUCAAGUCCUGAACGAGGUCCUUUGGAUCCUGAAGGUCAAACUUGGGAGGUCAAAGGGCUCUGGGUGGCGGACGCCUCCACCCUCCCUACUGCAUCUGGAGUGAAUCCUAUGGCUACCGUUUGGUCGAUCGCUUACUCGAUUGCCCAAAACAUCAAACAAGGCCUCAAGGUCACUGAUUCGCCUUCUGCCUCUGCCUCUGCUUCUGCUCGAUUAUAG
Synchytrium microbalum is the source of this 2193-nucleotide messenger RNA. RefSeq lists its product as uncharacterized. The record is from RefSeq and is a predicted model, not a curated record. Gene Ontology annotation, molecular function: long-chain-alcohol oxidase activity; flavin adenine dinucleotide binding. Lineage: Eukaryota; Fungi; Chytridiomycota; Chytridiomycetes; Synchytriales; Synchytriaceae. The transcript is spliced from 12 exons. Bases 1 to 2193 code for a protein of 730 amino acids.